Molecule: messenger RNA, 2302 nt
Organism: Beta vulgaris subsp. vulgaris (sugar beet)
Lineage: Eukaryota; Viridiplantae; Streptophyta; Magnoliopsida; Caryophyllales; Amaranthaceae
Product: HIPL1 protein
Exons: 7
Coding region: 71-2176 (701 amino acids)
Source: RefSeq, a predicted model, not a curated record
CCCCUGAUAAUUGAGUUCAUUCUAAACAUUUGACAGAUAUCAAUAGUGGAAACUGGAAAGCCUCUAGCAGAUGCCAUUCUCAGAAGAAAUGGCUGGUUUUGCUGCAAUAUUGCUUAUUCUUCAGUGUCUGCUUCUCUCUCAACCUUCCUAUUCACUUCCCUUAUGCACCGACUUCCGGGCACCCACAAAAAUAAAAACACCUCUAGGAUUUUGUCCUUAUGAUGGAACUACGUGCUGUGACUCAACCAAAGACUUACAACUCCAGAAACAAUUUCAAAGAAUGAACAUUUCUGAUACAACUUGUGCUUCCCUUGUGAAAUCAAUACUCUGUGCAACAUGUGAUCCUUUUGCAGCAGAAAUUUUCAAGGCUAAAGCAGGGAAUCAGCAGCAAAAAGUGCAACCCAUUCCAGGCCUUUGUAACUCGACUGAUUCAGGAGCCUCACAUUCAUCAAAACAAUCAACAAGCAGCUUCUGUUCAACUGUAUGGAACACGUGCAAAGACAUAUCUAUCUCGAAUUCGCCCUUCGCACCUUCAUUACAAGGUGGAGCACCAAUAUCGUCGAACUUGUCUACACUAGCGGAUCUUUGGCAGUCAGAAGAUACAUUCUGUGAUGUUUUUGGAAGUCCUUCAGGAAAUGAUUCUGUGUGUUUUGCUGGUGAAUCAAUCAAACUUAACAAUGAUAGUUCAGAGACUGAUGUUCCUGCGAAAGGACUGUGUUUAGAGAAGAUAGGCACUGGUAGUUAUAUCAGUAUGGCCCCUCAUCCUGAUGGGUCUAAUCGAGCCUUCUUCUCUAAUCUGCCUGGAAAAAUCUGGCUGGGAACUAUCCCUGAGCAAGACUCCGGAGAAAAACUCGACUUAGACGAAUCGGAUCCAUUUGUGGAUUUAACUGAUCAAGUCCUCUUUGAUACCAUAUUUGGAAUGCUGGGAAUUGCUUUCCACCCAGAUUUUGCUCGUAACGGGCGAUUCUUUGCUUCCUAUAACUGUGAUAGGAUAAAGUCACCUGAAUGUGUUGGAAGGUGUGCAUGUAACUCUGAUGUAGAUUGUGAUCCAUCCAAAUUUAACAGUUCAGGUAGCUCUACACCUUGCCAAUAUCAAAGCGUUAUUGCAGAGUACACGGCGAAUGGAACUGCAUCAGACCCGUCAGUGAUGCAAAGUGGCCAACCAACAGAAGUAAGACGGAUCUUCACAAUGGGUUUGCCAUCUUCAAACAAUCACGGAGGCCAAAUACUAUUUGGACCUGAAGACGGGUAUCUGUAUGUCAUGAUGGGAGAUGGCGGAGGAAGAGAUGAUCCCUAUAAAUUUUCCCAGAACAAGAAAUCCAUACUAGGGAAGAUUUUGAGGCUUGACGUAGAUACCAUUCCAAGUGAGAAAGAAAUUGGGCUUGGCCUCUGGGGUAAUUAUUCUGUACCUCGAGACAAUCCUUAUUCGGAAGACAAGGAAUUGGCACCAGAAAUCUGGGCUAUGGGGUUCAGGAAUCCUUGGCGUUGUAGCUUCGAUGCAGAAAGGCCUUCUUACUUUGUCUGUGGAGACGUUGGCCAGGAUCAAUAUGAAGAGAUUGAUGUAGUCACCAAAGGUGGAAACUACGGCUGGAAUAUAUAUGAAGGCAUCAUUCCCUCUAGUACUGGAAAUGACACAAAUACAUCCUCUUUAGCUACCCAAAAUCUUAUCUUACCAGUAGCAGGUUAUACUCAUUCAGCAAUUAACAAGAAAACUGGAUCAGCAGCAAUAUCUGGCGGAUUUUUCUAUCGCUCUGAGACUGAUCCAUGCAUGUCUGGCAGAUACCUGUACGGAGAUCUGUAUGCAAGCAACAUAUGGGCAGCUACUGAGAAUCCCAGGAAUAGCGGAAACUUCAGCACCGCAGCAAUGCCGUUCAGCUGUGGUCAAGAGUCGCCACUUGAAUGCGGUUCUGCCCCAGGAACUACACUACCAGCUCUGGGAUACAUAUAUUCAUUCGGGCAGGACAACAGGAAAGAUGUCCUCAUUCUAGCCAGCAGUGGCGUUUACAGAGUGGUUCGCCCAAGUAGAUGCAACUACACUUGCUCAAAGGAGAUUGUGAGGCCUGCCACAGGUCCAAGUCCAACUCAAUCUUCCCCUUCAAGCGGAGCUCAAUCUAUUGCAUCACUUAGAAAAUGGCUCUAUUUGUUCCUUUCCUUCUUCAUUCUUAAGUGCUUGUAGAUUUGACAAGUAAUGCAGCAUUUAACAUUGUGAGCAGUGUUUCUUUCAUAUUUAAUUAGGCAUAGAUAUAGUUACCAUGCUUUUGCUUCUUUAUGACUUGAAUAAAUUAAAAACAACAUUUUGAUA